Messenger RNA from Coffea eugenioides, 944 nucleotides. RefSeq lists its product as uncharacterized. Lineage: Eukaryota; Viridiplantae; Streptophyta; Magnoliopsida; Gentianales; Rubiaceae. The record is from RefSeq and is a predicted model, not a curated record. The transcript has 7 exons. Bases 69 to 644 code for a protein of 191 amino acids.
CCGCUCAAUAGGUUUUUGACCGGGGAACCAAGAAACUUUGGUCGGCGGCGAGAGAGGUGAGACAAAACAUGAGCAGCAGGAAAGGUCCCCCAAGGCACCAAAAUCAAUUUGCCUGGAAGCCCAAGGCUGGUGUUAAAAUCAACGAAACCGAAUUAGGAGGGAAGUUCCGGCCAUAUUCAGAGGUAACCGGAGUAUGCCAGAGAUGUAAAGAACAGAUUGAAUGGAAGCGCAAGUACGGCAAAUACAAACCCCUCAUUGAGCCCGCUAAAUGUCAGAAAUGUUCCAAGCGGGCUGUUCGACAAGCUUACCAUAAUCUCUGUACUGCUUGUGCUAAGGAGAAUAAAGUAUGCGCAAAGUGCUCAUGUCGGGUUGGGCAUAUAGUUGGGAGAGACCUUUCAGAAAAGGAGACUGAGCAGAAGACACUAGAGGAGGCGAUCAAGAAUGCUAGGGAGAGAGAGAGGAGAACUCUCCUACGGACGAUGAAUAAAGGGAAACCCCAUAGUUCAGUAAAAAUGCCAACUAACAAUGAUAGCAAAGCUGGUGAACUCUUCAAUGCUUCAUCACUUGAGGAAUGUUCGGAGUUUAGCCGGGAUGAGGAUCAUGAUAAUGAUGAUGAUGAGGAUGGGGGUUUAAUCUUCAGUUGAGGUUUACCAUGGAUUUUGAGGGCAACUUAAAGUUACGCAGCACCUUUUGAUAUUGAGUAAUGACUUGUGAUUACUUCUACCCAAAAUUAAAAAAAAAAGACUUCUGGAUUAUUUCCUUGGCAUUGGCAGCUUUGGUGAUUUAGAUGAGCCUUCGCAUUUUCCAUGUCUUGUGCUUAUAUGAUUGAAUAUUUUCCUCUUUUCUUAAGUGAGAGUUUGUCUAUUCCGUCGUGUGAUGUUGGAAAACUGUUUAAAGACGUGAAAUUAUAGUGUUGUUUGCAUUCCAAUCUGAUCUUGCAUAUA